AGCCCAGGGCUCGAGGCGGGAAGUGGGCGCGGCGCGGGCUGUGCUGGGCGAGCGGCGGCUGCGGACCAGGAUGGGAGCCGGGCCGCCCGGCCGCCUGCAGCGUCUGGAGCCCCGCUGAAGCUGCCGCGAGAACGCCGCCCGGGAGCCGAGAUGUGCCAGCGCCUGGGUGGCCUGAGUGCAAGUGACUUCCGGAAGGUGCUGAUGAAGAUGGGGCUGGUGCUGGUGGUGCUGGGCCACGUGAGCUUCAUCGCAGCUGCGCUGCUGCACGGCACCGUGCUGCGCUAUGUGACCGCCCCCCAUGAUGCCGUGGCCCUGCAGUACUGCGUGGUCAACAUCCUCUCUGUCACUUCGGCCAUCGUGGUCAUCAUCUCUGGCAUUGCAGCCAUCGUGUUGUCACGCUACCUCCCCAGCAGCCCCCUGCGCUGGACAGUGUUUAGCUCGAACGUGGCCUGUGCCCUUCUCUCUCUGACCUGUGCUCUCGGCCUCUUGGCCUCAAUCGCUGUGACCUUUGCCACCCAAGGCCGGGCACUCCUAGCUGCCUGCACUUUUGGGAGCCCCGAACUACUGGCACUGGCGCCUGACUGUCCCUUCGACCCCACACGCAUUUACAGCUCCAGCCUGUGCCUCUGGGGCAUCUCGUUACUGUUCUGCGUGGCAGAGAGUGUGUUUGCUGUGCGCUGCGCCCAGCUCGCCCACCAGCUGCUGGAACUGAGGCCCUGGUUGGGGAAAAGCAGCCACCACAUGAUGCAGGAAAGCCCAGAGUCUGUGGAGGACCGUGACCUGCCAAGCUGCACUAGCUCUGGGCCAUUGACCCUCUGACCGCAAAUGCCUCGCCCCAUGGCCACUAGAGCCCUGCACCCAAGUCUGCACUGUGAUCAGGCCGGGAUUCCUGGAGCCAGCCAAGAGGACUCGGCCGCAACUCCAGGACCCGGGUGGGGCUUUCACCCCCCUACUCCAGCCACCCAGCCCACUGCACUGAAACGAGACUUUAUUCUGAAGUUAAUAAAAACAACAGAGAUGCUCCA
Phacochoerus africanus (Common warthog) is the source of this 1025-nucleotide messenger RNA. RefSeq names its product transmembrane protein 54 (gene TMEM54). The transcript has 6 exons. The coding region runs from base 151 to 819 and encodes 222 amino acids. Lineage: Eukaryota; Metazoa; Chordata; Mammalia; Artiodactyla; Suidae. The record is from RefSeq and is a predicted model, not a curated record.